Messenger RNA from Penicillium nucicola, 1293 nucleotides. RefSeq names its product DHHC family palmitoyltransferase. The transcript is spliced from 5 exons. Gene Ontology annotation, molecular function: protein-cysteine S-palmitoyltransferase activity. The coding region runs from base 1 to 1293 and encodes 430 amino acids. Gene Ontology annotation, biological process: protein targeting to membrane; peptidyl-L-cysteine S-palmitoylation. The record is from RefSeq and is a predicted model, not a curated record. Lineage: Eukaryota; Fungi; Ascomycota; Eurotiomycetes; Eurotiales; Aspergillaceae. Gene Ontology annotation, cellular component: Golgi apparatus; endoplasmic reticulum.
AUGGCGUCUCAAGCGCAGAAGCGCGUGAAUCUCGUGGUAUCCAGGCUCAUUCCACCUGUGCUACUGGGCGCGACCAUCUACGCUUCCUACGCCAUCACGAAACCAUUAUGCAUUGACUACUUAAUACACCCAUUACCAUCAUAUAACCGAGGCCCGCGAGUCGGCGCUGGCGCUGCGAUUCUCGCGAUUUAUUGGGUCCUCCUAAUUCCGAUGGUCGUCACUUAUCUACAUCUCUAUUACCACGUGCUGUGGAAUCCUGGGUUCUUGCCACUAGGUGCACAGCGAAUACAAGAAGAUGAAAAGGAGAGGGACUCGAAGCGCUCCCAUCCGAAGCACCGUCGCUGGGGAGGCAGCUCGCCCCAAAGCCCGGAACCCGAGAAGACACAGGAACCCGAGGAGGAUGUGGAGAGAGGGGUGGUCGCCAAUGCUGGUAAUGAUGCAUCCCAAGCAGAUUCCUCCGGCCUGGAAAAAUUCUACUCCAAAGAUGUUUUUGUUUGCCAGGAGGAUGGUCGGCCCUCGUGGUGUACAACAUGCUGCACGUUCAAACCAGACAGGUCACACCACUGCCGUGAACUGAGUCGCUGUGUGCGCAAAAUGGAUCAUUUCUGCCCUUGGGUUGGAGGUGUGGUAUCGGAAACAUCCUUCAAAUUCUUUAUUCAAUUUGUCUUUUACACUUGUCUGUACUGUUCCUUUGCUCUCAUUGUGUCUGCCUAUUUUACGGCAGAGAUACGACGCCAGACUGGAGGAGCAAACCCUUAUUGGUGUGUUUGCAUCGGACUGGCCGCCCUAUUCGGCUUCUUUACAGCAGGAAUGACCCUCAGCUCCAUUCAAAUGAGCAUGUUCAAUAUUACAACUAUCGAAAACUUGAAUCGCCGCUCAGUCGUCUGGACCCUAGCCGUCCGAGUCCCAGAACACCUAACCAACAGACUCUGGACAACAGACUCCCCUUGGGCCCCAACUUUUCGCAUGGUUUCCUACCCCCCAGCAACCCCCUCAACUCCAGAUAGACCGCAGACAGACACAUCAACUGGCGAAAAGCACGUCUUUGCAAUUCUGCACACCCUACCAGGUGAAAACCCCUUCGACCUCGGCAGCCCAUUCAAAAAUCUUCAACAGGUCAUGGGAUACAGCAUCGUCGAUUGGCUCCUCCCCAUCAAGCAAAGCCCCUGUGCUGACCACAGCAGUAUGGAGAGCGAUUUUGCCCUGGGGCCCGUCGUCACCCGCUUGAAGCAGGAGGCUGGUCUUGUUCCAUAUGAGCAUGGGAACGGUGCCGCUACACAUUCGACUUCGUAG